This is a messenger RNA of Chenopodium quinoa (quinoa), 579 nucleotides long. RefSeq names its product tropomyosin-2-like. The record is from RefSeq and is a predicted model, not a curated record. The transcript is spliced from 3 exons. The annotation marks the transcript as partial. Lineage: Eukaryota; Viridiplantae; Streptophyta; Magnoliopsida; Caryophyllales; Amaranthaceae.
AUGGCCAGAAUCCGGUCUACUGCCAGAGAUCCCAACUACAGAAGUGGGAGCUUAGAUGAGCAGCCGCCUGAGGUCCCAGCUUCAGGCGGUGAAGUAGAGCAUGGAGAGGUAGAGCAGAGAGGCUCACCCGGGGGCGCUCCUAGCACCCCGGGUGAUAGCAUUUUAAUUGAAGAGAGUGCUCCCCUCCAGGAGACCAGAGAGCAGGCUAUGCUGCGCGUAGAGGGGCUCAAACGAGCUUAUACCCGCAAGUCUGAGGAGGCGGAGAAGACCAAAGCCCUCCAACAGCAGAUUGAUCAGCUGAAAAACCAAGUUGACCAACUGCAGGCGUCCCUGGAUGAUGCCAAUAAAAAGUUGGAGGAACAGACAGAGCCCCUCCAACGGCUGAGCAAGGCGGAGACUGAAAAUGGCCGCCUUGCCAAAGAGAAUGAGCACCUGCGCAAAGAGGCGGCUGCUGCCAAUGAGAACUUCAAGGCCACCUUGGAGUCGGAGCAGGAGAGGCUCAUUGAAGAGAAUGAGCAUGACUGUGCAAACCGGAUGCAACGGGCGUUUUCCCUCAUCCACCCGGAGGCGGACUUCACC